Molecule: messenger RNA, 1245 nt
Organism: Harmonia axyridis
Lineage: Eukaryota; Metazoa; Arthropoda; Insecta; Coleoptera; Coccinellidae
Product: rRNA 2'-O-methyltransferase fibrillarin-like
Exons: 4
Coding region: 144-1142 (332 amino acids)
Biological process (GO): rRNA methylation; box C/D sno(s)RNA 3'-end processing
Cellular component (GO): Cajal body; small-subunit processome; nucleolus
Molecular function (GO): RNA binding; rRNA methyltransferase activity; histone H2AQ104 methyltransferase activity
Source: RefSeq, a predicted model, not a curated record
AUAUGUUCUAAAAGUUGAUGAUACCAACUGGCUAACCUUACUUUAUUGUGUAUGUUUUGUGCGUCUGUUACCACGUGUGGUGUUUGCAUUUUGCAUUUGCGGCGUUUUAUUUCUGAAACCCUUCAUAAAUUAAUUUCAUAAUAAUGGGUCCACCAGGAUUCUCACGAGGUGGUGGUGGAGGACGAGGUGGCCGAGGCGGCGAUCGCGGCGGUCGUGGUGGUUUCGGUGGGGGCCGAGGCGGCGAUCGCGGCGGUCGUGGUGGUUUCGGUGGGGGCCGAGGUGGUCGUGGUGGUUUCGGAGGUCGUGGAGGCGGCCGAGGUGGUAGCGAUGGAGGCAGAGGUGGCCGUGGUGGCUUUGGAGGACGUGGUGGUGGCCGCGGCGGCGGCAGAGGCCGUGGGGGUGGCAGAGGAGGAGGAGGGGGUUUCAAGGGUGGCAAAACAAUAAUCAUCGAGGCUCAUAGGUUGCCAGGAAUAUUCGUGGCUAGGGGUAAAGAAGAUUGUUUGGCAACAUUGAAUUUAGUUCCCGGUUCCGAAGUUUAUGGAGAGAAAAGGGUCUCUGUCGAAACUGAAGGUCAGAAAAUCGAGUACAGGUUGUGGAAUCCAUUCAGAAGUAAAUUGGCUGCAUCUAUAUUAGGAGGUGUUGAAGAUGUCUUCAUUUCGCCUGGAAAGAAAGUUUUAUAUUUGGGUGGUGCAUCAGGAACCACAGUAUCCCAUGUUGCAGAUAUUGUUGGAGCAGAAGGUAUGGUAUAUGCCGUCGAGUUCUCCCCUAGGUCAGGAAGAGAUCUCAUAGAUGUAGCUAAAACAAGGACCAACAUUGUUCCUAUUAUUGAGGAUGCAAGACAUCCACUCAAAUACAGGAUGUUAGUAGGAAUGGUUGAUACGAUCUUUGCAGAUGUUGCUCAACCAGAUCAAGCAAGAAUUGUUGCUUUAAAUGCUGAGUUGUUCCUAAAGAACGGAGGCCAUUUUGUUGUUUCCAUUAAAGCUAGUUGUAUUGAUUCAACAGCAAACCCAGAACAAGUUUUUGCCUCUGAAGUAGCAAAAUUGAAGACGGAAAAGUUUAGGCCACUCGAGCAGUUGACUUUAGAACCUUACGAGAAAGAUCAUUGUGUACUCACAGGAAUUUAUAGACCAAUCACUAAAUAAAUGAGUGUCCUACUAAGAUUUUAAUUUCUUAUUGUUAUUGUAAAUAGUUAUUUUAUGUUUAAUUGACUUGUAAGUGUAAUACAGAAUAUACAUUUGUAUAAAA